UAAAAUCUUUGAAGGAGUUUGUAUUCAGACAAAAUAAAAAGAUACAAUGUCUACCAAUGGCCAGACGUGCCUAAUCUACUUCAACGGAACAUUUACACCUAGUAUUCACUAUGUGGAAGGCCGCCCCACCAUAACCACCCCUCCAAGUUUUGCAUGCCAAAACAUAGAUGAACCUGCACUGGGCACAUCUUCUCCAAGAUUCAGCAACUAUAUCUGGAGGUGAAUUUUAGUAUCAAUCCUGCCGAGAUAGCGUCACAAAAUGCCGUCAUCACACCUCUCGUCGGCAUCGUCCAAGAUUCCGGCGCUGCUGGAGCCAUAUGUCCUGGACGGUGCUGCUACCCGCCACGACGGCUCCCUCACAUUAGUCACAAGCAUACAGGGUGCUGCAGCAAACUGGCUAAUCCUACGAUAUCUAUUUGCUCUGCUUGCGUCCAAGAAGGACGAACCCGAGGAACAAGAUAAGGCGGGUGUCGUACUAGUGAGCUUUAUGCGAGACGGCGCAUUUUGGAGAGACGGAUGCUCUAGGCUGGGUCUUGACUUAGAGGCGUGCCGCCAAGCAGGAAGAUUUACCUUUGUUGAUGGUCUCACUGGCAUGUUUGCAGCCAAACCUGCUGCACCUGGACCAGAUGUGGUGCUACCUAGUACCAAGGUUGAUGAAAUUAGCGCCCAUAUUUCCAAAGUUGUCGCGGGAAUCAAGUCGUCCAGGAAAGUUCUUAUUAUCGAUCAAAUGGAUGCGCUGCUCGCUGUUGGCGGUGACAGUGUGGAUGCGUUGAAGCUGCAAAACAUGACACUUGCACUGAGAGAGAAUGUAUUUUCCACAGUCAUUACACUGGCAGCAGACUCGCCGCUAAUCCAAGAACAAACCACAACGCUAGAGCGGGAGCAUGCAUCGCUGUCCCUCGGUAUGGCACAUGCUGCUGAUGAGGUGCUUUCGCUGCGUAAGCUGGAUACUGGUGCCGCAGGAGAUGUUAGCGGCGUCAUGAGAAUAUCAUCGUCUACAGAGGGUCGAGGGGCUGAUGCAAGCGUAGAGGUACUAUAUCAUGUCCUGGGUGAUGGCAGCGUGAAAGUCUUUGAGCGUGGAUCAUAGCUACCCGGCGACAUAUAAAAACAAAAUAAUGACAUGACGAUACCAAACUAUAAAGACAGAUUCUGGCUAUACUGUGCUGUUCAAGUAGAGGUUCGUACGAUACAAAGUCACAGCAAGCAGGGCAUUCAUUUAGUAGAGGUAAAAAAAGAUCAUGAUUUUUUCAAUCUUUUUUUUGAUUGUUGUGUCGUCUUCUAGUCAACCGCUGUCAACAUGAAACAAACUCCCCUUUCCAUCAUCUAUCAAACACCAAAAACAAUUAAACCGUUUUUCUUUUUUUCCCAUUGUCCAUAAUUUCCAUGCUGGGCUCCAUACACCAGUAGCCCUUUCAACCAGCUCUCACAAAUCCUACACACUGCAUGUGCUCAUCUUCUCGCUAUUGGAGGUCUACUCCUGUCCAAGAGGGGGAGGGGUUAUGCAUAUAAAGAUGUACCGUCGUCAAGUCGUGAAACAAAGAGAAUAUUUUUUUACGGCGGCGAGGUUGACGAAAGAAAAAGGUUGAUUGUUUUUCUUUCGUCGGUGGACAGGAAGACUUGAUCCAAAGCGCACUCGGAAAUCAGAAGAAGAGAUGUUGGUAGUCGCAGAGUGUGGGAUUGCUCGAAUGCAGGCAAAGAGUGGCCAGGCAUCAACUGGUAGCCCUCAAGUGAUCAAGAGAGGCGAAACGAUUUAAGCGUCCUGGGAGCCGCGGGCACCCUUGGGCUGGCCGGUCUGGAAGCCGUUGGCGAACUUGCGGGAGACCUCCUUCAUGUAGCGCAUGCGGCCAGUGCCGACAGUCUUUCUGCGCUUGGCCUUGUCGGACCAGUUGUCUGGAGAAGGGGUUAGUAUCCUGGUUGUGAAUAUAGAGAAUGAUAUUAGGUCGUCAACAUACACUUGCGGAUCUUGGCGUUGGGGUAACCGCAGGCGGCACACUCCUUCUUCUGAGCGCUCAAAGAGCGGCGACCUAUUGAUAGCAAAGUCAGUACAGUUGUUCCAAGUGAUUCAACUAGGAAUCCUUUGUUCGGGGACAGACGCCGGGUCGUUCAUGCGCAGUGCUAGCUCUCUUUCGUUCGAGGUGUUUGUUCGCGUGACAGAGGUUCAGUAUGGGACUUGUAUCCUCUAUGUAUCAAGCAAAUGCAGUCGAGAGAAAGAAAGAAGCGGCAGCAGGAGCAAUCAGGCAUUCGAAUUCGGCGAGACAAAGGAUAUCCGGUAGGAGCGUGGGCGAGACUAACCGCAGCGUCUGCACAGGACGUGCGACUUGUUACCGCGUUUACCGAAACUGGAGGUACCCUUAGCUGUAACAAAUAGUCAGUAUUUCAUUCGUGAGAUUCGCGAUAAGCCGUAUUUCAUUCUCUCGAUGGCUGGCCUCGUGCAUCCAACGGCGUUUGUCAAGUCUGCUUCCCACAGGCUGACAAUCGUUCUCCCUCCUCUUUCAACAUGGUGCCAUUCCGCGGAUUCGAAGCCAAACGUCGAGAGAAUAAAAUCGAAAUUCGAAAGGGCGAGCGGUUCGUUUUUCUUUUCCGGCUGUGAUUCGCAAGCGAGGGGUUGUCACGUACUCAUUUUGGCUGAUUGCUGUGGACGUUAGUGAUUGAAUGACGAUCUGAGAAUUCUCACGAAAUUGAGGAGUAGAAGGGCUUU
Messenger RNA from [Torrubiella] hemipterigena, 2698 nucleotides. The record is from the annotation of a GenBank genome assembly. Lineage: Eukaryota; Fungi; Ascomycota; Sordariomycetes; Hypocreales; Clavicipitaceae.